UGUGUACCUUGGUUCUAGCAGGGAGGGUCCCAGUCCAUCCGUCCUGUCUGAGGUCUGUUUGCCUGAGCUGGAGGAGUCUAAAUGUGAGGAGGCCACUGAUGACAGGCUGCUUACUAGAUCCGCUGAAAUAUUUCUACCACCCUGAUUCCACUCUAGGCUCCAAGAUAUCAAAUACCCCGACUGCUCCUCUGGGCUCUAUAGAAGCCAGGCUAAGGCACCAAUAUGCUCUCUCCACCACCUCAAAAAGCCUGGGGGGGUCAGUGUCCCAUAAAAGCACAAAUCUCGGAGGCAGAGGCAGGAGACUCUCUGAGUUCAGGGCCAGCCUGGUCUACAGAGUGAGUUCCAUGAUGACCAGAAACCUUGUCUCUAAUAACAGAAAACAAAAGCACAAAUCUAGCGGAGCCAGGGUCGCUCCAGGCCUGUAGGAGCCUUGAGGGGUAACAGCUUAAGAAACCAGACUUACUGCCACCAGGAAACUAAAGAAACCAGAGACUGCAGUGAACCGGCUAGAAGGGCCCUCCAAUCGGAAGCCAGAGAGGGGUGAUGACCUUUCGACCACGAAGUUCACCCUAUUCUACCCGGGAGUCUAGCCUUCCACAACUCAACCGUCCUACGUUUUUGUGCAGCCUUCCCUCCCAGGUUCACACGCCCACCCCAGAGUCUUAAUUCCCCGCCCAGUGAAUCUUGUUCCAGGGACACGCCCCUCUAGUGUGCCCCGCCCAAGGCCCUGGUACAAGCCUCUCAACCCGCACGCACUCCAGCUGGGCAGCCCAAGCUCUCCCCUCCCCUGGACAUGCUCUCUCACUCACAUCCCUGCUUCUCCUUUUCGUCUCUGUCCCCCCACCCCCGCUCACUUUGCCUCCCCUCAGUCCUCUACCUUGAGUCCCCAGAGCCCCUCUCUCCCCUAACACUGUUCUCCAGUCCUCACUCCUGAUUCCCCCCUUCCCCUGGCAUUUGGCUCUGCCGCCCAGCUCCUUUCAGCCAGUCUCUUGCUCCCCUUGCCCCCAGAAUUACUUCCACCCACGCCCCAUGAGACUCCCCCAAACUUCUCCAAGAUGAUCCCUACACCCAGCUUUCCCUCCCACUAGUCUACCCACACCGCGCCCUUUAAGGCUCGCAUACCACCCUCACCCUGUUCCACCUCCUUCCAGUUCUACCCUAUCCCGGCCCUCCCAUCUCCUGGAGGUCUCCCGGCCUGUCACCCCUACCCGCUCCUCAUUCCUCUUACCACCCCUCCCCUGGAUUGCCUUCCUCAUUUUCUCCCUGUCCCCGGCACUCCCCCAACUCCCCCAACCCCGUCCUGUUCAUCUCCCGCGCCCCUGAUCCCAAGCUACCCGGCUUCUCCAUCCUCCCAUUCUCCUCCUGAGCAUCCCCCCCCAUCAGCCUCUACCUCCUCCAGCCUCCCAGAUCACCCUUGCCUCUCCAUCGCUCCCAUCCCCGAGACCCCCUCGACUCCUCCCGCUCAUCCAUCCCUCAGGGCCCCUCUUACCCCGUAGCUCCCCCCCUGCCCAUCCCUCCAUCGCACAUCCCUCCCCAGUACUCCAGGAAUCCCCCUCCCUGCUCCUCCGCCCCGUCCCGCCCGCCUCACUCCCGCCCCAGUCCGGUAGGGCUCUCUGGCUGCGCGCUCCAGGCUGGGUGCGAGCCAUGGGCAGCGGCAGCAGCCGGAGCGGCCGGAUCCCGAGGCAGCGGCGCAGCCCUGACAGGCGCCAGGCAGACACGGGAGAGGCAACCUCGGAGGGCGGCACAGCUGACCAGGCCCCGACGGCCGCGACGCAGAAGGAGACCGGCCCCGAUCCCCGCCCCACGACGCCCCCCGGCGGCCGGGAGGAGACCCUGCGCCUGCUGGACCAAUUGCUGGCCGAGUCCGAGACCUGGGGGACCCAGGAGCCGACCCCACGCGGCCCCGCCCGGCUUCCACCCGCGGUGUCCCCAGAAAAGAAGAGUAAGGACGACCCAGAAGAGAGCUGUACCCCAGAAGCUCCAGGCAGCAGCCACAAGAGACCCGAGGGACAGUCGGCCAUCUCCUACGAUUACUCCGAGGAGGAGUUGAUGGCGAGCAUCGAGCGGGAGUACUGCCGCUGAGCUGGCUGAGCAGUCUCGGUUACCACUGGCCAGGCUUCGCAGGCCUGUGAGCUGGGCUCCCGUUAGAGGGUACCACCUUGCUCCACCCAGGCCUGUGAGCUGGGCUCCCGUUAGAGGGUACUACCUUGCCCCACCCGUGGCCUGUGAGCUGGGCUCCCGUUAGAGGGUACCACCUUGCUCCACCCAGGCCUGUGAGCUGGGCUCCCGUUAGAGGGUACCACCUUGCUCCACCCAGGCCUGUGAGCUGGGCUCCCGUUAGAGGGUACUACCUUGCCCCACCCGUGGCCUGUGAGCUGGGCUCCCGUUAGAGGGUACCACCUUGCUCCACCCAGGCCUGUGAGCUGGGCUCCCGUUAGAGGGUACCACCUUGCUCCACCCAUGGCCCAGCCAGAGCGAAACCACUUCUAAAAUAUAGCUCUCUUUCCACAGUGGUCUCUAAAGAUUCGCCAUCAGAGUCCUGCUGCUGGCCUGGCAGACCAAAACUAAGGGCAAGCAGGCCCUGGGCCACAGGUGUGGGGGCACUGGCACCUCCUCUCACACAGGGGGAGCCUGGCUGUGUGGUUCCCCUGAAAUCUGAAUUGUCGGUCCUUUCUGCUUACUCACUUUCCAAGUGGGGAAGGGUCGGUGCUGGCAUCCCCGUACGACGUGAGCUUGUGGUGGGAAGCAGAGCUCAUCGAUGCCCUCUCUGGGCCUCAGUUUCUCUCUGGGAGAGGGGGAAGGUGGUAAUCCUGGAGGUUCUUUGAGACCUUUCAAGCCGUCAGUCUGGCAGCUCUAUCGUCCAGCCCCUGUCAUCUCCCAGCUGCCAGUGUGCUUUGGCUAUCCUGCUGAGUGCAGAACCGUAUAGGAGCUGAGAGAGGGAACCCACACGGAGAUAGGGCUUCACGGCAACUGCUCUCCAGUGUUCCUUUUGGCUGGCAGUCUGCCUGAGGGCUGUGAACCUUUUCUCCUCCUCCCUGCUUGGGUGGGAGGCAGUCAGGAUAAGAUGCCAGAAGAGCUUUUAAACAUCGCCAGUGGACAGGUGGGGAAAUGCAGAGAGCCUAUGGGAAGGAGGGUAGGGCUUGUGUGGGCCCUAUAGGGCCUGGCGCUUGCUCAGGUGUCUGAGGAAGCACCUGCACAGCUGGCGAGGGUGCUGGCAGAAAGGCUUCAGGGAUCUGUGAGUGACGGCACAUGCUUACAGCCACAGCCACCAGGCCAAUGCUAGAGGAUUCCUGAGAACGGAAGGCUACGUAGUGAACUCAAGACCGGCCUGGACUAUGUCGUGAGAUUCUGUGUCAGAAAACAGAGUAGAGAACGUUGGAGUAGUAGUAGCUCUGGCCAAGGCCAGGGCAGGUCUCAGCUUCUGCUGCAUCCCCCUACCAAGACAGUGCUCUGCCCCAGUAUCCUUCCUCUGCUGAGAGCUGCUGCUGGCCCGCGAUGCUCAGAGCUCAACAUGGAGCAUCUCAGGAACCAAGGAAGAAUGGUCCCUAGGGCCGUCCCCACAUCCACAGUCCUUUGCUGCCACCUGGAAAUGAUUCUGUGAACUCUUGGGACUUGACAAGAGUGCCUUUGGGUUUGCAGCUGGGAGACUUGUGCUUGGUCGGAGCCCAGAGCCAUCGGGUGUCUCAGUGCGCUGAGCAUUGGGUCAAAACCUCCCAGAGCUGGAAGCUGCUUCUCGCCGAAGCUCAAAGCACUGCUUUUGAUACGAAGAUGGAAGUUAUUCCUAUUUUAAUAUUUUACCCUAAAUAUUACAAAUGCUUAUUUUAAAAGAGGUUAAAAUAUUACAUUUUUUACCAAAGAAUGAAUCAGACUUUGAAGUUGAUGUGAACUAUUAACAGCUUUAUGUAUCAUG
Molecule: messenger RNA, 3910 nt
Organism: Arvicola amphibius (Eurasian water vole)
Lineage: Eukaryota; Metazoa; Chordata; Mammalia; Rodentia; Cricetidae
Gene: Cys1
Product: cystin 1
Exons: 3
Coding region: 1645-2082 (145 amino acids)
Source: RefSeq, a predicted model, not a curated record